This is a messenger RNA of Funneliformis geosporum, 3258 nucleotides long. Lineage: Eukaryota; Fungi; Glomeromycota; Glomeromycetes; Glomerales; Glomeraceae. The record is from the annotation of a GenBank genome assembly.
AUGCCUCGAGCAUACUCGACUUAUUCUCCUUAUAUGCAGAGUAAUACUGGUUGUUUAUCACAAUAUCCCACUCCAGAUACUCAACCAACAACAAGUAACUCUCAAUCAGAACAAACAAAUACCCGUCCAAAUUCGCAAACCACCACUGUUCUAUCUUUACCUACUCAGGAUUCUUUUCUAUCUGACGUUCCUCAAAGUGUUUACUCUGAAUAUUCUACGCUAGAUAUUCCGCCUGCUAUAUCAACAAUACAAGAAUCGGACGAACUAACUUCAUAUUCACCUGAAAGUUUUUUUUUCAGAGAAUCACCUGCACUAGAUUCCUCUCCAGGGGAUGAAAAUACAAAUUCUAAUAACAUUCGUGUUGAUCUAAAUUCACCUCGAAGAAGUCCAAGUAAUCAAAAUCCCGAUCCACAGACUGACUCACUUUCUUUGAAAUCUCAAGACAGUUUCAAUAAUCGUGAGCUAAUAAAUGAAAGUUCAAUAACUUUAGCUUUAGAAGGUUUAAGUGAACCUAUUUUAAGCGAAAUUACUGAUUCGAAUUUAUUGCAACAAUCUCAAUCGGAACAUAUGAGACGAGAAACUACUACUGAAGUUGAAGAAAAUAAUGGGCAAAAUUCAACGAAUUUUGGUAAUUUUAUAUCGGAACAAGAAUUUUCGACAUCAAUGACAGAUGCAGAAAAUGAUGAUAUUUGCGGUGAACUUAGAAAAGUAAUAACGAAAUCAACCAUGAUACUUGAAAGUGUAAAGAGUCAAGAAGUUGAUGAAAUGGAAAAUGUUGAAUAUUUUCAUCAAGAAAUUACGGAGGGUGAUACACAAUCUCAUGAAGUUUCUCAGCCGGAUUUAUUAGAACUUGAGUGCGAUCAUGAGCAAAGUGAACAUUACAACAAUAUGGCAUCUAAGCUUUCUAACAUAGGAUUUGUUAAGGUAGAAACUGGGAGUGAUGAAGAAAUCGAGAAUUGUACCACUUCUACUACUUCAGCUACUCCUAGAAUAAGGCGUAGUAUGCGUAAAAGAUCCAAAGCCAAUUAUAGUUUUCCUCGUUAUUCUUACAGAGGAAAAAAAUCUAAAACACGUAAACGAAGUCGUACACCUCGUAAAGUGUCAUCAUUAUCUGCUAAUGAGAAUGAAGCCAAUGAAAGCUUGGAAGUUGUUAAUGAUAAUAAUGAAAAAAACGAAGAGACCAAUCAACCUGUACAUGAGCUUUCUCCUGUUCAAAUUAGUGAUGAACAGGAAACGAAUGAAGGUGUUCAUAGCGGUCAGAGUGCAGACGAUAGCGAGGAUAGCGGGAAUGUUAAUAAAAAUAUUACUGAUCAUCAUACACAAAAUAUUUUAGACCCUAAAUAUGUACUUCGUAGUAGAAAAAUUUUUAGAGCUCCUUCCAAAAAAACUGCGAGAGCUAAACGGUCAGUAAAAAAAUCUACUUCAAAGGUAAUCCCAAAGACACCUAUAAAGACAACGCUAAAACGUAAAACAUCUCGUCGCAAGUUGAUCGCUCAUAAGACGAAGAAAGAUCCUGAAUGGCAUCCACCGGAUGAAGCUGAUAAUGGGUCAGGGUUAAAAGAUGAUAGUGAAGCGGUAGUGGAUGUCCCGGCUAAAUCUAUUUCAAAAGAUCGUCAUUCCACUUCAAAAACUCGUUCAGCUUUAAAGGAACCUAAUACUUCAAAGAAGGCUAAAACUAAGAAUAUUAAAAUCGUUGAUACAACACGAGAAAUUAGAACUGCAGAAAAUUCAAGUAAAAAGGUGACACCAAGAACCUCUAAAUCUACAAACAAAAGAUCUACUACAAAGAGUACUAGAGGUCGGGGAAGAGGUCGGGGAAGAGGUAAAGGUAAAGGUGGUUCUACUCGCGGUUCUAGGUCGAAGAAUCAUGACACUGAAAUAAAGUAUCCUUCCGGAGAAGAACCAUCUAUCAUUAAUCCAGCGGAGGUUCCAGUAGUUGGAAUUAGCACUGUUGUGAAUAGUAAUUCAGAGAAUCAGGUUGUACGGGAACAAUCCGAUGUUGAAAUGAAUAAUGUUAAUCAAGAUGAACCAGAGCAGGUUGAAGAACCAGGUUCAACACCUAAACUUAUAAAGGGAACCCGAAAAUAUACUAGGAGGUUAGUUGGUGGGUCUAAAUCUACUAAAUCUGCUAGUGAUGGCAAAAAAGGUCGUGGAAAAACAGCUGAUACACGAGCCGAUGAUAAUGCAGCAAGAGAUAAUGAUGUAAAUAGUGAACCAUCAGACGAAGAGGAGACAAUCCCUAAAACGAAACCAAAAAAGGUCACAAGAAGUUCUAAUCGUCAAGGCCAAACUCGUAUCGGUGACAAUACGGCCACGGAACAACCUCCAGUCACAGCUUCCGACCCAGAUAUUGUCGAAAUAUCUUCAAUAAAUCCAACGGCUCUUGCAAAUGUUGUUAAUACCUUAGCAGGACAAAAUUAUGAUAUCUUACGUUCUUCUGAGAAUAUCGUAGAUAUUGCCCCAAAUAAAGGACCCUGUACGCCUGUAUUCGUAAAACCACAUGUCCCUACAACUCGUUCUUCAUCACCUUCUAAUACACCUCCACCAGAGAUACAAGCAAUAUUAUCAAAGCCUCCUACUGCUAUUCCUAGUUCAUUGGAAUGGUCAAUGGAUCAUUGGCAUCAUCUGAAAGUAUUUUAUGAAGAGACCAAGAGUGAAUAUAUUCGUUCAGGUACAGAUGUUAAUAAAAAUAAGGAUGUAUACAGUGAAGUUAUUGAAAAAUUUUUUGAGUCCGACAUUAAAAAUAGAACUUUUGGAGAGGAAGAUUUACGUUUGCGCAUAAUUUCAUUAGAGACUGCAGACCUUGAAAGAAAUAACGAACCUUCGAGCGAUCAACAAAGUAGUGAUAUUGAAAACAGUGUUAUUCUUUAUAAUAAAGCAUAUUCCAAUCUCCGGGCCGGAAACAAACGUAAACGACGUGAAUCAAAUGUAACCGUCGCUGUCCCAGGGAAAGAAAAAAUGGAAGAUGAUGAGAAUGAAGGCAAGGUCCCCAAACGUUCCCGUGUGGAGGAAAUUACUCCUUCGGGGUCUGGUACGACAACACCAGCUUCUGAGUUGACUGCAUCUCAAACGCCCGGUAACAAUAAUAUGUUGUCGAAAUUAUUUGGAAGCUGGUUUAAUAGUGGUCAGAGACGAUCAAACACGGCUUCUUUGAAUGAAGAAGCACCGGAAGAAUCGGCUAAUCAUGUUGAUGAAAACGAAGAUAGAAUGGAAGAUGAACAAUCAACCCACACUCCUCGUAGAAGCUGGCUGUGGUAA